Molecule: messenger RNA, 2438 nt
Organism: Gadus morhua (Atlantic cod)
Lineage: Eukaryota; Metazoa; Chordata; Actinopteri; Gadiformes; Gadidae
Gene: th
Product: tyrosine hydroxylase
Exons: 13
Coding region: 287-1759 (490 amino acids)
Biological process (GO): dopamine biosynthetic process from tyrosine
Cellular component (GO): cytoplasm; axon; perikaryon
Molecular function (GO): tyrosine 3-monooxygenase activity; iron ion binding
Source: RefSeq, a predicted model, not a curated record
AGCGCUUCUGCUUGAGAAGACGAUCCAACGACGCAACGCGCUGAACUCAGAGGCGCUCCACGGAAUCACUGCACCACGCUGAACUCAAAGGCGCUCAGAGAACGCACCGCGCUGAACUCAAAGGCGCUCAGAGAACGCACCGCGCUGAACUCAGAGGCGCUCAGAGGAAGCACCGCGUUGAACUCAGAGGCGCUCAGAGAACGCACCGCGCUGAACUCAAAGGCGCAUACACCCAGCGCUCUACAAUAAACAACAUUCACAUAACGCUCACUAAGAACCCCUCAAAAUGCCGAUUUCAAACAGUUCUACGUCCUCGACGAAGACCAUUCGCCGGGCCGCGUCGGAGAUGGAGCGGUCCGACUCUGUGACGUCCCCGCGGUUCAUCGGCCGGCGGCAGAGCCUGAUCGAGGACGCGCGCAAAGGGCGUGAGGCGGCAGCCGCUGCGGCAGAGGCGAAGGACGUGAGCGAGCUGAUCGUGUUCGAGGAGGAGAACGGCAAGGCGCUGCUGAACGUGUUCUUCACACUGAGGUCCUCCAAGAUCCCCGCCCUGUCGCGCUCCCUCAAGGUGUUCGAGACGUUUGAGGCUAAGAUCCACCACCUGGAGACCCGGCAGAGCGGGAAGGCGAACCGCGACCAGCAAGAGGCGCUGGAGUACUUUGUCCGCUGCGAACUGCACCUCUCCGACGUGGGAACGCUCAUCAGCUCCAUCAAGAGGAUCGCUGAAGACGUCAGAACCACCAAAGAAGUAAAAGUUCACUGGUUUCCAAAGCAAAUAGCAGAGUUGGACAAAUGUCAUCACCUGGUGAACAAAUUUGAUCCCGACUUGGAUCAAGACCAUCCUGGCUUCUCUGACCCUGUGUACAGACAGAGGAGGAAGAUGAUUGGGGAAAUCGCCUUCAGAUACAGGCACGGCAGCGUGAUACCCAGGGUCGACUACACAGAGGAGGAGAUCGGGACCUGGCGGGAGGUGUACGUGACCCUGAGGGAGCUGUACAACAGCCACGCCUGCAGUGAGCACCUAGAGGCCUUCCAGCUGCUGGAGAAACACUGCGGCUACAGCCCAGACAACAUCCCCCAGCUGGAAGACGUGUCACGCUUCCUCAGAGAGCGUACGGGGUUCCUGGUUCGACCAGUGGCUGGUUUGUUGUCGGCCAGAGACUUCCUGACCAGUCUGGCGUUCCGAGUGUUCCAGUGCACCCAGUACAUCCGCCACUCCUCCUCUCCCAUGCACUCCCCUGAACCGGACUGCAUACAUGAGCUUCUGGGUCACAUCCCCAUGCUGGCUGGCAGGACUUUUGCCCAGUUCUCCCAGAACAUCGGUCUGGCCUCACUGGGGGCGUCGGAUGAGGACAUAGAGAAGCUGUCCACACUGUACUGGUUCACCGUGGAAUUCGGCCUGUGUAAACAGAAUGGAGAGAUUAAAGCGUACGGCGCCGGACUCCUGUCUUCCUACGGAGAGCUAGUGCACUCCCUGUCGGAGGACCCCGAGAGGAGGGUGUUCGAGCCGGACGCCGCCUCGGUGGAGCCCUACCAGGACCAGAACUACCAGUCCGUCUACUUUGUCUCUGAAAGCUUUCUAGACGCCAAAGAGAAGCUCAGGGCGUACGUGGCGGGCAUCAAGCGGCCCUUCUCUGUGCGCUAUGACCCCUACACCAGCAGCGUGGAGGUGCUCGACAACCCGCUGAAGAUCCGGGGAGGUCUGGACUCCGUGAAGGACGACCUGAAGAUCCUGACAGACGCCCUGAGUGUGUUGCCCUGAUGUCCGCGCACACAAACACGUCAGACACACCAACCUACCCUACACAAAUGCAUGAGCCAUACAGCACACACAUACGCAUGCACACACACACGCACACACACACACACACACACACACACACACACACACACACACACACACACACACACACACACACACAGCCGCGGCCCCCCUGUCCCCCGCCUCCACCUGGUGGACACAUGUGCCCCGUGUUCAUCUGGUUCUCUGUGCUCCUCCCCGUUCUCAGUCCGUCCACUAGAGCCAUGAGAAUGAAAGUGUUGUAAAGCUGAGUGGGCCCCUGUGGGCCCCGUGUCACCACGUGCAUUCAUGCCUCCAUGGGUUUGAGGAGACGAAGGGUUUUCUCAUCAGAUUUCCUUCAGAGUGUAUUCCAUUUUGUUGUUACGGUUUCUGUUAGACCCUGAGCUAAUCAAUGGCAAAAUGUGAUCAUGAAUGUAUUAAAAUAACAGAGUAUGUGGCGCUUUCAUUAAUCAGAGUAUAUUAUUAAACUUAAACAAAAUAUACCUUUUAAUUAUGAUGAGUUCAUUUAAAAGAAAAACGGCUGUAGUUAAAAUGCUUUUGUUGAGUUGGGAAUUUAACUGCUUGCAAUGUUUGUUCAAUUUCAAAAGUUGAAAUCUGUGUUGUCCAAUGUCAAUGUGUAAUAAAAAAUGAAGGGAAAUAA